AUGGAUGAUUUGCUCACAUCCAGGGAAGCAGGUGAUUUUUCUAAAGAGAACGACUCUAGCGCUCCCCCGUCCCUGAUGAGGAGUACAGACUCACCACCUCCGUCACCUGCCCCCGCAACCCAGAAGACCUUACUCCAGGUCACCACCAUGACCCCCACCACAAUAGCUCCUGCCACCACCACCACCACCCUGGCUACAACCACCACUCAAUCCACCACCACCACCACGACAACAAGGCCCACAACAACAACCACCACCACCACGACCACGACUACCACCACGACUGCAGCUCCACCCAGGACGUCAGCCCCAGUGCGGCCGCCCGCCCGCACCUUAACCGUUCAGACCCCCAGGACUAGCCCUCCCAGGAUGACCACCACUGCUCUGACCACCACAACCACCGCAGGGCCGCCACCACCCAAGUGUAACAUCACCAAUCGCAUGUUGGUGAAAUCAGUUUUGGCCAUUCACCUGAGGAGGAGUCGUCUGGAGAGCAUACUCAAGCAGAAUCUCCCGAGGGGCUUGGCCCAGGCAUUACGGAAGGCCCUGAAUGACAGUGCUCUCCAAGUGCAGGUGGAGAGCCUCUUCACGGUGCCCAAUGUGACGGUGGGGUAUUACGUGGUGAGGGGGGACAUGGUGUACACGCCGGCCGCGGUGGCGGAGGCACUGAGUGCGUAUGGUGUGGAGCGCCUGAUGGCGGAUGUGCGGCAGUUUGUGCCCUUAGUCCAGGCCAUCCCCGUCCCAGCCAUACCCUGGAAUCCCAGUCCAGGCAUCGCACUGCUGCUGAAGACUGUGCUCCGGUUUGUGAACGCAGAGGAUGACCUGCAGUCCUGCCGGUUCUCUCAGAUGAUGGAGCAGCGACUGGAGAAGACCUUUGCGGAGGCUGAGGCCAAAGUGCUUCACUCCCAGAGCAGUCUCUCCGUGCAGAUCCUGAGUGCGUCCCAGUCUGCUGGCUCUCCAGCCGUCUCUCUCAUCUACGUGGUGCGGAACGGCAGUGUGCCUCUGAAUGGCACCAUGGCCAGCAGUCUCCUUAGCCAGUUGACGGCGGAGCUGGUGGGCUACUUCCUCUUCUACCCUCCCCUCAUCACCGCAGAGCCAUUGGAGUACCAUAACCUCAACACCUCGGCAGCUACAAGGGACUACUGGGUGAUCACAGUCAUUCAGGACGUGGACAACUCGUCUCUGGAGAGCCAGUACCAGAGCUUCGCCAGUCUAAUGGAGCAGCGGCUGGCCGAGCUCUUUGUGGUGGCACAUCAGCAGGGCGGACGCAUCCGCAGAGCAGCCACCGCGGGCAGCUACACGGUGCAAAUGGUCAGCAUGAGGCGUGUAGCGGGAGCUAAGAACCCCGCGGAGCUGACCUACUACGUCCAGAUGAACGGCGCGCCGCUGGCCGGCACUUCGGCCGCCAAGGUGCUGAACACGCUGGACUCGCAGACCAUGGCGCUGACCCUGGGCUACUUCGUGCAGCUGCAGGCCGAACCUGUGGUGAAGAACCCACCCAACAACCUGUGGAUCAUUGCUGCAGUGUUGGCCCCCAUUGGUGUUGUGACCGUCAUCAUCAUCAUCAUCACUGCUGUGCUCUGCCGCAAAAACAAGAGUGACUUCAAGACCGACUCCAUCGGCAACCUGAACCCCCGUGCCAAGCCAGUCCAGGGGUUUGACUAUGCCAAACAACACCUUGGCCAGCAGGGCGGUGAUGAAGAGACUUUGCCUGUCACCCAGGAGACCAAGGUCCUGCCCAUCAGAGACGCACCCCUGUCUCUGGAGAAAGUCAUUCAUCCAGACGGCAGCAGCACCAAGAAGACUUUGUCCAUUGAAAUCAGGAAAAGCAGGUUGCCGAGCGAAGACGGCUCCGUCAUCAGCAACGAAUCAGCAGCGAAGCCCCACUCUGGCAGGGCCUCCACGGCACCCAAAGUCCCGACGCAGCAGAAAAUGACAAAGGAGGAGACGCGGAAGAGGAACGAUCCCUAUGACACCUCAUCAGGCUCCCUGCAGUUGAUCUCCAUCAAGCCAAUGGCAGCUCCGCCCACCUAUUCACACCCCGCCUCCUCCGACCGCAGCCAGGACUCGGCAAUCCUCAAUGGAGAGGUAAGCCUGGCUCUGAAGCAGAAGUCAGACAUCGAGCACUACAGGAAUAAGCUGCGUCUGAAGGCCAAGAGGAAGGGCUACUACGACCUGCCCCUGGCCGAGGGCAGCAGCGGCUCCAAUGCGGUCAGUCAGAGGUACGAGCAUAGCCACCAGAGGGCGCCACACGACCAGGGCCGCCCCCUGGAGAAUGAAGAUGACCGCUCCUCUACCUAUGUUAAAUCCCACAGAAGACACUCCCAGGUGAGGCACCCCGCCUACCGUAGCAGGCAGUCCCUGAACAGCCCCAGCCCUGGGGGGACGGAGAUGGACCUGCUGGUCAUGAGAGAGCGGCCCAGGAAGGGCAUCCGCAACAGUGGCUAUGACACCGAACCCGAGAUCAUCGAGGAGACAAACGUGGACCGGCUGAUGAGCCACCGCAGCUAUGGUUACGGCCGGCAGGUCAAGGGUCACUCGGAGACGUCCACGCUGAGCUCGCAGCCCUCCAUCGACGAGGUGCGGCAGCAGAUGCACCUGCUGCUGGAGGAGGCCUUCAGCCUGGCCUCGGCCGGACACUCGUCCUCCACCGCCGGCCGCCACCAACACCCCCAGCACCCCCAGGCCCUCCCCCAGCACCCCCACAACCCCCACCACCAGCUGGGGCCCUACAACCCGGGGCCGCCCAUCCCCUACUCCGAGGUGGUGACCAGCGCUCCGGGCACCAUGAGCCGAAACCAAAGAGCGCUGCAGUGGGUGCCGGCCGGGUACGGGCCAGACCUGUACCAGUGCAGUCUUCCCAAGCCCGCUUUCAGAUUCACUCAGCUUCCUGACAUGGCUAUGGGGUCCCCCCCUCCUCCCAUUCCACCCAGGACAGGCCCUCCUGGGACAUCACUGAGGCGCUCUUCAUCUGACCUUGGGCCGAAGGCGCGGAGUGUAGAGUCCUCUGUCACUGACGUGCCGAGUCAGCAUGACAGCGCCCCCUACGUGCCAGUCAGCAGAGCCGCGCUCCCCUCAGUUACCACUGACCAGCCCCUGCCACUCAACCACUCAGGAAACCCAAUUUCUGCAGUCUAUGCCAUCCCGGCUACUCGCCCCGGCUACCCAGGAUACUUCCUGUCCACCCCGCCGUCCUCCUACCACAGCCCAUCCUGGAUGUCCUACCCGCCUGAGCCUGAGGACUUGCCUCCACAGUGGGCUGAAUCUGUGCCGUUGCCAGGUUACGCCGAGGCCUUUCCGCAUCCCCGCUACCCCCAGGGCAGCCCACUGUUACAGCACUACGGGCAGCCACCAUUAGCCCUGGGAGGCUUGGAGCGCCCCACGUCUGCCUCCACCGUGGUCUCUCACCAGAGCCUAGCCGACCCGCUGGAUCUCCCCGUGCCCGACAACCCCCUCACCAACCUCUCCACGUCUGCCUUGGUCAAAGCCAUCCGCGAGGAGGUGGCCAAGCUGGCCAAGAAGCAAACAGACAUGUUUGAGUUCCAGGUCUAGAACUCCCUCUAGUCAGCAGAAGACUGCGCAGCAAAUUCUUUAAAAGGGAGAGACUGCUGCAGACCUGAGCAACACACAACACUGAACUCAGAGGUUUGUAUAGAUUCAUGCGCUCCCGUUUGGGGUGAGCAGAAAAUAGUUAUCUCUGUUUGAAUUUCACAAUGUACUCGUUUUCUUGCAGAACAAACCUGUUGUAUGUCAAGCAUUUCAGUCAGCUUUACUGUGGGCUGUCUUUGACUUUUUGGCUUUUCCCCCAUUUGUUCAACAGCAUUGUAAAAUAGCAUUCAAAUCAUAAAUGUGUUGGUUGGAACUGAAAGGAACUGAUUUUCACAUGAAAACCAAAGCAUUACAGUGAAUUUAUACUUUCAACCUAUCACCCGCCCGUGAAUAUUCCAUAUUCAGUUAGCAUUUAAGUUUCCAUUUUGUUGCGAUUUACAGUAUAGACAUGCUAAUGUGCAGAAGCCUGAAUCAAAGAAUUGGUACUUUUCUAAUGCUCAUGGGGGUUAACAUUAGUAAUAUCUGAUUAUAAGAAAUGAUUACUGUAUACUCUACAUCGUGUUUAAAUGGCCAUAUUUGUCUUGAGUGUACAAAACGAAAAAUGUUUGGGAAUCAAAAGAGAUUAUAAGCCAGAGACUAUAAAUUAUAGUUUUGUGGAUACAAGUUCAAAAAGUCUGAUAUGUUGAAAGUUACAUUUGGACCUGCUGUGGCUUCCCCUAGGAGUUAGAAAAUUACAUUUCUUGUUUGACCAAGUGCAUGCUGCUGCAGUGUAUUUGACUCAAAGGCUUUAUGUACGUACGUGCUGUCUUCUCCAUGCCCUAUAGGCUGUCCCGUAGUAAAUAUUUCUUUGCAUUAAAUUGUGAAUGUGUUACAAGAGCGAACUCUUUGGAAAUGAUUGUAUUGUAACUCCCAUUAAGGUCAGUGGAAAUGCACUUUAUUUUCUAAGUAUAGAUCCAUUGUUUUCUGUUAAUCCUGUCAACAUCAAAAUGAAAAGAUUUGUGUGGUGAUUACUGAAUACUGCUUUGCAACACGGUGAGCAAUAUUCAAAAGGCCUGAAGAAUACGAUCUGUAGAUGCUGUGCUAUCUUGACACAUGGCCUAGAAUAAGGAUUUACUUACUCUCUGUGAACUAGAGAAACAGAGAACUACAGUAACUGGCCUAAGAAGUGUAUUUUUUUUCUGAGAUGACGCCUGCACAGUGAAGUAGUCUUGGAUGCAAAUUUUUGCAGAUGUGUAGAAAGAUUGAUGUUUGCCAUGAGGGAGACUCCUCUUCUUUUAAGACCCAUUUUUUUUUUUAACAAAACAGCUGAGUGUAUGUCAUUUAUACAUGUGGAUGACUUAUACAGUCUGUAAGAAAGAAGGCCAUGCAAGAAUGUGGCCACUUGAUUCACAAUGAAAUGGGGAAAAUGUCUUUUGUGUUGUUUGUCAAGUGUCAUGUCACACAUCUUAUUUUCUCAGGUUCCCUUUUGGAACUUUUACACCAGUAUUGGUGCUGGUUUGUAAAUAGGUAAGAAAUCAAAUCAAUUCUUGAAGUUAUUUCACUCUUCAGCACUUUGCUGAUGGGUUAACCUUUUUUUCCGUUAUUAUAGGAAUUUCAUAAUGAUGAUACUGUCAUACCUUGAGAUGGACAAUAUCAUAUCUGUUAGAAGUAAAGACUUUGAAUUGUUUUCUUCCUGUAUGCUGUACAUGGAUCUUAAAGCUGCUGUAGGUGGUCUGACUAUUGUUUGACACUCAAAAUGAUUGGCGUAUAGAUUUGCUCAUCUCCUUAGAGAGGUCAUGAUUGGUUAACAUAGCUGUACCAUAUUGAGAGUUUUGUAUCUGAUUACAGAGCACAGGAGAGUCCUAGACAUACAUUUCUCUCAUAGAGCUUAUUUUAGAGAUAUAGCAAUAGCCGUCAGAAAGUAAAGACAGUGUCCUACCAAUAUCACUUACAACAGCUUUAAGGGAGACACUUGUUAAUUUGUAAGAGCCCAGAGUAAUGUUGAUUUUUAAUCUUCUUGAAACCAGUGAGCCAAUAAAAUGGACUGAAUGAAAAUAUGGAAAA
Messenger RNA from Sardina pilchardus (European sardine), 5592 nucleotides. Its product is annotated as KIAA1549-like b. The record is from RefSeq and is a predicted model, not a curated record. Bases 1 to 3552 code for a protein of 1183 amino acids. The transcript has 19 exons. Lineage: Eukaryota; Metazoa; Chordata; Actinopteri; Clupeiformes; Clupeidae.